GCCUUUUGUCUCUGGCCGUCCACUGGUGACGGCCGAGGCCACUCCGCCAGAAGAAAACUCUCCCCCCUAUCGCCAUCCCUUGCGGUCCUUUCGUGGGCGGCAGCUGAGCCGCGCCCAUAGCCUCCGAUACACUCAUAGACUUCUCCUCGAUCCGGAUAUGGGUUUUCCCCAUAGACUCAAAGAAGUAUAAACAGAGCACUCCCUUGUUCUUUCUAUCUAACAAAAAAACAGAACAACGAUAGGAAUCCCAUCCAUAUAUUAGAGAUUGAUGGAAGAUGUGGAUUACUCUGUUUCCAUUGCCAACCUCAUCUGCCAAGAGAAUGGAAUUGAUUUGGAUGCAGAUGAUGGUGAAGAGGAACGCCAUGAAAUGAUUAUUCUACUCAAAGAUGUUGAUCUUUCCGAAACCGAAGAGUACAUGGAGAAGUUGAUAUUUAGAGAGAGCAGCUUCGAGAGUCGAGGCCAUGACCUUUUAUCUUGUUCUGAUUCCUAUUCCUCUGUGGUAGCAGAAGAUUGGUUCGAGUGUGCUCGCUUGACUUCAGUGCAAUGGAUUCUCCAGAUGAGGGACUGCUUUUGCUUCAACUCCAAAACUGCGUAUCUAGCAGUGGCCUACUUCGAUCGCUUCUUCGUGCGGCGGCAAAUCAGUGAUAAGGAGAAGUUAUGGGCGAUCAGAUUGUUGUCAGUAGCUUGUCUAUCACUGGCAGCAAAGAUGGAGGAACACAGUGUGCCAGCAUUGUCAGAUUAUCAAAUAGAUGGGUAUGCAUUCAAUAACAAGGCAAUCCAGAGGAUGGAGCUCCUAGUUUUGACUACUUUGGAAUGGCGUAUGAGUUCAGUGACUCCAUUUGAUUAUCUAAGUUAUUUUACAUACAAGUUUCAAUAUGAGCAUGGAACAAAAGAUUUAAUACCUAAUGCGGUCAGAUACAUAUUUGCGAUCACUGAAGUGAUUAAUGUAGUUGAUUGUCGUCCCUCAACUAUAGCUGCAGCUGCCUUGUUAGCUGCAUCGAGCGAAAGAUACACAAAAGAGUUGUUGGAGUCUAAGAUAAGUUCUAUCUCCCUUUGUGGAUCUUUGGAGAAGGAGCAUGUAUAUGCCUGCUACAGCAUGAUGACAGUGGAGUCACCCAAGAAGCCGAAAAGAACAAAGAGAGGAGCUUCUUCAGAUUUAUCAGCAAAUCAUUCGAGCAUUGGCGAUGCCAUUGAUCUUGCUGAUAGUGCCUCUUUCACUGGUUCAAGAGAGAAGAGAAGGAGGUUACAGUUGCCAAAUAUCCAGUAGAUAUUACCCCAGCACUGUUUUAUCGCAUGGGGCAUGGCUUGAUUUUUUUUUAUAACAAAAAUGAAGUUGUUGGUUGGAUUCUUAUCUGUUAGUGUGCUUAGCAGAUGGGGUUUGUAGUUGAUUGUUGAACUUGGCUUGAGAAAUUUUUGGAUUCAGUUCUUGUGUUCA
Molecule: messenger RNA, 1435 nt
Organism: Phoenix dactylifera (date palm)
Lineage: Eukaryota; Viridiplantae; Streptophyta; Magnoliopsida; Arecales; Arecaceae
Product: cyclin-D5-1-like
Source: RefSeq, a predicted model, not a curated record